CUCUGAGUGCCUUUAUUCAUUCAAGCCGCAUAUAACGUCAUAUCAUGUGUAUGUUGCCCUGCCGGUUUCACAACUAACAUUGUUGUCGUCUAAAACCCACACUUAACAGUUAACCAUGAAGCCGCCGCUUACACGUAGAUCGUUCCAAAGUCAUGCCCGGGUUGGGAAAGAAUCAUCGUCCGGCGGGGCAGCAUCGUUCAUGUACCGCCACCCGCUGCUGUGUCUCUGCCUGGUGCUGUUCAUCGAGGACGUGCUGUGGCUGAGCUGGCUGUACACCAGUAACAGCGAUUGUGACUGUCCAGGAAUGGCGGGAUUCAAACAGGAACGACAGCUACAAAGGUCACUGCACAUGAAAGAACGCGAUGAUACUAGCAAAGUGUUACAUGCAACCCCAAAGGCGAAGAAAAAAGACCAGACUCUACCAGAACAGAGACGUAAAAUGCCAGUAUACAAACCGAACAAGGAGGCGUACCAGGACCUACUGCAGCAGGUGGAGGACCCUUCGCUACUGGAAAGACUACCGGACCUACCCUUCAACGCCGCUCGUUCCGCGUUAUUCAGAAAAGAAAUAUGGGAGAAAACGCGGGUACAAGACUACCUCUACGCGAGUAAGAAGUCGAUGCCGCUUGGCUCCGUCAUUCCGUUCUUCGAGGGCAGAAACAAGUCCACUUACUACAUGGUACCGGACGUGUACAACUAUCUCCCAGAGGAGGUCCAUUGGCCCAAGAGUAUGUACGAAAACUGCAGCGUCAUAGGAAACGGGGGGAUACUGUUGAACAGCAGCUGUGGACCUGAGAUCGACUCUACACAAUACGUCUUUAGGAACAAUCUUCCGCCCCUGACUCUGGAGUUUUUCGGAAGAGGAGAAGACAUGGACGGCACUAUGGCGAAGGUGGACUACUACAAGGAUGUUGGCAGAAAGGCAAACUUUAUCUCCGUAAACCCGUCCGGAUUCAAUGAAUUCAUGUAUGACUUCAAGAAAGAGCGAAUCAUCACAGACUUUGUUGAGUAUUUGAGCCAGUAUGAAGACAAAGGGGCCAAAGUAUGGUCACACAUGUUCCACUAUGACUCAAAGGCAAAACUGGUUCUGCGGGCGAUCGUCAUCAUCCGGGCCAUGGGGGCGAAAACCGAGAUGGUGUCGUCACAUCCGGUCUUCCUUCAGGCUGUCAACGAUUUCUGGAAGAUGAACGGACUGACCAGCACCCGUAUCAGCAGCGGUCUGGUCUUCACUACCAUCGCCCUGGCCAUGUGUAAGGAGACCCACCUGUAUGGUUACUGGCCCUUCCCCGUGGACUAUGAGGGCCAGGAGGUUCCCUACCACUACUACCUGUACGACUACCAACACACCCAGAACAACACCUUCCACAAACUACCGGAGGAGUUCAAAAUGCUGCAGACACUGCACAAAAAGGGGGUCAUCAAGCUGCACAUCGGGAAGUGCAAGCAGUGAAAUACGAAGUUUACUUCUGGUAGAAUUGCACUCCGUAAUGGUGAAUUUCGCGCGCACAUAAACUGUUCACUCUUAUCCGCGGGGUAACCUAUAUCCGUUUAAAAUUUUUAAACAGGCGCUCAGGUAUUUAGGGAUAUCAAGUCGACGAACGUUGCUAUGUAUUGACAAAAUUUGCAAUUAUUGGAAAAUAUUGCAAUUGAAACCGCCGCCGUUGAUUUAAUAUCCCUAAAUAUCUGAAGCCAAUGGAAAUAGGUUGCACCGCGAAUAAGGGUGGGCUAGUGUUAAUUCUAUUGUUGUGCAUAUGUUGCUUGCCAAAAAAAUUGCAUUUAUUUGAAAGAGUGUGACUUGAUUCUGUCUUUUUUUCUUAAAUGAUAUUUUACUGUGAUACUGUUCCUGAUACAUGUAUAUGAUUUAUCUAGUUGUAUAAUACACCUGUCACAUUUGGCGAAAAUCGAUCGGACGACGAUUCUGCGGCAAUCGCCCGAGCCUCGCUUAUAA
This is a messenger RNA of Branchiostoma floridae (Florida lancelet), 1948 nucleotides long. RefSeq names its product CMP-N-acetylneuraminate-poly-alpha-2,8-sialyltransferase-like. The record is from RefSeq and is a predicted model, not a curated record. The transcript is spliced from 8 exons. Lineage: Eukaryota; Metazoa; Chordata; Leptocardii; Amphioxiformes; Branchiostomatidae. Gene Ontology annotation, biological process: N-glycan processing; oligosaccharide metabolic process. Gene Ontology annotation, molecular function: alpha-N-acetylneuraminate alpha-2,8-sialyltransferase activity. The coding region runs from base 116 to 1450 and encodes 444 amino acids.